AUGAAAUCGACCCUUGAUCCACUAGAAGGUUUUAUCGAAAACCCAAAUGUGUUGAAAGAGCUUGGAGAGAUAGGAUGGUUUGGCAGAGAGCAACUUAGGUUUCGUUUCCUCUGCCGAUUGUUGCAAGAGUCCUGUGAGAUGGCUCCUGUGAAGACAUCAGAUGAAGCAGUGGUGGAUGGGAAACUUUUCUACUGCUAUGGAGCGUCAUCAGUGUCCAAGCGUAGCCUACGGGCGAUUGUGGGCCUCCUCCGUCAGUUCAAUGCAAGUGUAAGCGGAAUUCAAACUCCUCCAUCCGCAGAGUUUGGGGUUUAUUCAUUGAAGGUGGCUGUAGACUAUGAGCGCGACAGUACUAGAACAGCUGCAGAGCUUGUAUACCGAAAAUUCAGCGUCAUACUAUUUGGAAUAGACGUCCGUCAUGAAGAAGAUGGCGAAGAGUUUCGCGACGUUGUCUUAUAUCCAAGAGGAAGGGUAUUACGUCCAUCAGAUGUAGGCUUAAAGCUAUCCCCGGAUCUCAAAACAGCUGAAAAGAUUUCUAAACUCGAUACGAUUGUGCAUCGUCGCCCGGGAUUGCUCCAGUUUUUUUGCGCUCCUCAUGUGAAGUCAGGGUUGACGAAGGAUUCGUAUCCCGAGGAAUUCCUCGGCAUUACGGCCUCACUUCUCUCUUGUUUGGUGAAAGGUGACAAGGAUGGAAGUUCACAUGGUAAGGCCCGAAAGCAAGGAAUUAUUUCGCAAGUCUCUGCAGGGAAGGCGGAGAUAAAAGUCAUAAGUGCCCACCAGACUAGAGACACUAAUAAAUCAUUGUCGAAAGCAAAGAUUUUUGAAGAAAGCUCAGAUUCGUUAAAAAUUCAUCGCCGUGUUUCGUUUCCUCCGGAUUCGAAGAGCUCUGCCAAGACACCACGUGGAGCUAUCUGUAAUCUAGCGGAUGCAAUCAAUGUUAUGAUGAGCUGGCCUCCCCAGGAGCAGAACUACAAACCUGAUCCAGCAAUUCUGGAACGUCAUGCCACUGAAAUUUUGGAAAACCUGCAACGCCGCACGAUGAAACUUGUGAACCUCCCAGUUCCCCACAUCCUAGUGUGCAUACAAGGGAAAUGGCCUAGCAGUCUAUUCUACUUUGUUUCCCAGCUUCGAACGCCCGGUCUACCAAAUUCUCCUGUAGUGAUUUUACAUCCUAAUUUUCCAUCUGAAUCAGACUGGGGCAACGUUGGUUUCUUUGACGAUGUUUACUUUGUGAAGGGUUCCCCUAGCUUGGGGCUAGACUUGUUACGUGCAGGUGUUAUUCAAGCAGAGAAGGUAGUCAUCCUAACGCAAGGUGUCCAGUUGGAGCAAUCCAUUGGAGAACACGCUGACGACCAGGACCGUUCGGCGCCUUCUCAAACCUUUACGCUUGAUGUCAACAAUGUCUUCAUAGCAGCCACAGUGGAGAGAUUGCUGCGGCAUGAAACAGCUAAGGAUCGUGUGAUCGUUGAACUUCAGCAAGAAACAGAGAUUCAGUACCUCCAACCACGUCUGUUAUUCGAUCGCCGCAUCUUCGACAGCGAAAUGUAUCUGCGCAACCGAUCUGCUACUUUCCAGUUCGCUCCUCCCUACAUUGGUGGGAAAGCAUUCUGUCCGGCUGCCCUCGGUGUCCUCUUGUACGCGACAUUUUUCAAUCGUCAAACAGUGGCUAUCGUGGACCAGCUUAUAAGUGGAGGUCAAGUCCUUGAAUAUGAUGAGGAGACAAAUGAAGAGCGCGCUUCUGACACUAUUAUUCGGGAUCUUGGCCAGAUCCCCGUACCCAAAUCUUUUGUUGGUUUUACCUUCAGUGAGCUUUUCAUCGGGAUGCUCAGGGAUCACGGCGCCUUGGCCCUGGGUCUCUACCGAAUAACUGGGUUGAAACACGACGGCCUUGGUUUCGUGUACACCAAUCCUCUUCCUACUGAGGUUGUUGAAGCGACAGACCUUGUGUACAUCUUACAUUGAAACAGAGAGGGAUAGAUCUCUUUGCUUGGAGGGCUUGUUUGAAAUCUCCAAAUUAGGGUGAGAAUCAUUAACUUGAUGAGGACAAAUAUGAUUUUGUCCUUUGAAUGGAACUUUAUCCAUAUUUUUGAAUAUAUUUAAAAUCUCAACUGUAAUUUUGCA
This is a messenger RNA of Physcomitrium patens, 2118 nucleotides long. RefSeq lists its product as uncharacterized. Lineage: Eukaryota; Viridiplantae; Streptophyta; Bryopsida; Funariales; Funariaceae. The record is from RefSeq and is a predicted model, not a curated record. Gene Ontology annotation, molecular function: potassium channel activity. Gene Ontology annotation, biological process: potassium ion transmembrane transport. Gene Ontology annotation, cellular component: membrane.